Messenger RNA from Cyphellophora europaea CBS 101466, 2427 nucleotides. RefSeq lists its product as uncharacterized. The transcript has a single exon. Lineage: Eukaryota; Fungi; Ascomycota; Eurotiomycetes; Chaetothyriales; Cyphellophoraceae. Bases 1 to 2427 code for a protein of 808 amino acids. The record is from RefSeq and is a predicted model, not a curated record.
AUGGACCCUUCAGAACAGCCUGUUGCCCUACGGCGGCCCAAACGCCGUGCAGCCGAGGCUGUCUCCCCUCUAAAGCCCACAGGUUCCUCUAUCACCACUGGCACUCCAUCCAAAAGGCGAUCGUCCAAGCGUGUUCGAUUCUCGGACAGCUUCAUUCCCUCCACGACUGCAACUCUGGCUGCUCCGGCGCCAUCCUCAGGGACCACCGGUCUCACACCCGCCGUGCAAAAGCAGCGUCUUGCUAGCCCUAGGCGCCGUGUCUCUACACCAGCUCCUAGCCGAGACAAUGGCGGACCCGUCUUGCUGCCAUCUUCGCCAUCAGUGGAAGGCGAGUUGCAAUUCACUCCUCUUCGGCAAGCCCUCGGCGACCGCAUGCAACGACGCAUCCGCCGAAACCACCUGUCGGAAGAAGUCAAUGAAUUCGAGACCGACAAGCGUGAGAUGAGCAAGCUGCGGAAGGACAUCAAACUCAAAGACGAAGAGCUCAAACGCAUGCGAGCCGAGCUCGAGGAAGUUCGAUCCGACAAGCAAAGCCCAUGUUCGAGCGAGCAGGGUGCACAAACCGAUCUUGCCAGUUCUCGUAUCAGCGAAAUUGAGCAGGAGCUUGAUCACCUUCGGAGAAGCUUCCAAGAGUUCCACGAAAAUCCAGCUAUUUUCGAUAAUGGUGUCCUGCCAGUUCAUGACGAGCCGUGGAGUCAUGUCCAGCGUGGUACUGGGACCGGACCACGAAGCGAUAGCGGCGACACCGUCCAGAUCUUCGAGGAUAGUGUUGAUCAGUAUGCUUCGGCCCCGCGUCUGUCGAGCAGUUACGCCCACCAGGAUGCGCAGGACGCUGCCAUCAUGGGUCUUGAACUCGAAUCUGCUCGUCAAGUCAAACAGUCUCUUCUUGGUUCCUUCUCCCGACGAUCGACUCUCGAUGCUAGCGACCUACAUUUUGCAGAUUCCCCCAGCAGACCUACUGCUCACAUGUCGUCACCCAUGCCCAAGGUGCCCAACGACCUGUAUGCGAAUUUAGCCAAGCAGCUCAAGGUCGCCAAUGCACGCGCUGAAGAUGCCGAGUUGGCCCUCGAAGCUCUCGAAGGCGAAGUGCGCGCCUUGUGUUCCAGCUUCUCCGAGGGAGAUGCACAACUCGGCCUCAAAGCUCUGGCUGAUCACUUCCGGGCCAUUCGCCUGGAACUCGAGCGCCUCAUGCCCGGCGAGUCCACCGUCGGUCUGACUGACAACGCCGCUUUGUUCCCUGACCUCGUCAGCAAGCUGAAGACAGUGAUGACGGACUUGAAUGAGAAGGCGACUGAGCUGCACAACAUGCGCACGCAAGAGAGGAACCUCCGCAGCAAUUUCGAGCACUCCAUACAGUCAUACGACAAGGCGGCCAACAAGAUUAAAUGUCUGGGAGAAGAACUGGACAAGAUGGCCGAGGAGAUGCUCGAGAUUCGUGUCCGUGCGAAGCGCGCCGAGGACGAGCGAGACGAGAUUGGGCGUGACAACGACAAGCUACGAGAAAGCCUCAAUAGCUACCGUGAUGAGGUGAAGAGACUCGAAGAUCUCAUCACGACCAUGGAGGCCGAACAUCGCGUUGCCCUACAAGAUGUGCGUACCGAAAGCACCAGCUUCCGCGAGGAGAUGGACGCCAAGGUUGCUGCUGAGACGACCGGACGCCGCAAAGCCGAGGAGUCGGCGGUCUCGCGCCUCCGCAAGAUUCAGGAGCUGGAGGAGAAGCUGCAAGAUGCGAGGGAGCGUGCCGCCCAUGUCGAGAAGGAGCUUAAUAUCGAGGUCGGCGGGCUGAACUCCCGCAUUGGCGCAUUGAGUACCGCGCUCCAAUCAGCCAACGAAGAGACCGGCCGAUUGAGGAAGCUGCUGAAGAAGUGUGAGACAAAAUACCGCGAAGAGGUGUACCGCGGCGAGGAGACGGUGAGCAAGAUGCGAGACGAGAUGAUCAAGGCUGCGGCGCGUGUGGCUGAGAGCAGCAAGGCCCAUCGCCGCAAGAGCAAGGUUGGCCUGGCCAACUGGGAGCUGGAGAGCGAUGAUGUGGCUGUCGACGAGCACGGCGUGCCGAUGACUCCUUCGAGUGUCGUCCGCUUCGCCCAUUACUCGGAAGUUCAGGACCUGGGCGACGAGGACGGCGAAGAGGACGAUGACGCUGAUAACGACAGCGUUCCAGGCAGCGUGGAGGUGUCGCGAGGCAGGAAGAAGAGCGUGCUCCUCACCCCGGCUCAAAACCUGGCUAAACGCAAGGGCAAGCGGAAGUACGACAGUGGCAUCGGCAUCAGCGAGUCCUCUCCGGCCGCGGACGACUUCGAUGACAGUGGGCUGGCGACGCCGGAUCUGAGUUCGGAGACGGACUUUGAUGUCGACAUGGAGAUGGAAGAGGAGCAGCAGCAGCAGCAGCAGCAGCAGCAGCAGCAGCGGGCUCAGAUGGCCUUUUGA